ACUGCCAAUGAAAAAAGCUGGCAGGAAAAACUAUUAACAAGGCGCUGCUGGAAUGCCGAGUAGGAAUCGGAUAACCUUAGCAUGAAACAAGAGCCAGAACAAAGAAAGUACACUACACCACGAGCCCGCAGAGAGCGGGUGUAGUCGGGAAUGCUUCAGCCAUGCUUAAGAAGCCGGUAAUAAUUGGCGACAGGUGUGCUGAUGGCUCCGCCCCUGCUGGCCAGCGGUGCAUUGCAACACAAGGCAGAUAGGCGGCAGCAAAGCGAUACCAUAGGACAUGACAGAAUGCUUUUCAUAUAUAUUUUGUUUAUAGUUUAGUCGAUUAGAUCCCCCAUUAUUUAAAGAAACACUAGCCUUUAAAAGUAGCAUCUGUUAUUUAAAAAUGAAAAUGAAAAGAUUAGGAAUGACAUCCUACCUGUGUGUGCUAAUUAGGAAGCCGUCAUCGGGGCGACACCCUCACGUGACCAAUGCGGAAGUGGAAGGUAAGGGUUUUUUUGUUGACGCAGAGGAGAACACGACUAGCGACUGAAGUUGUUUGUAAAAUGAGUCAAAAUUAGCUGGAUAGCGGAUAUUUUGGGAAUUACUUUCAGCGACAGAGCACUCUUAUUGACCCAACCGCAAUGGCCGGUGGUAAUUUGGAUAAAGCAAUCGAUCUCGCCAGAAGAGCUGCUGAGGAGGACUCUGCCAAAAACUAUGAAGAAGCCCUCAGAUUAUAUCAAAGUGCAGUGCAGUACUUCCUUCACGUCAUCAAGUACGAAACCAAAGGUGGGCGCUCCAACGAGAUGAUCCGAUCCAAGUGUGCAGACUACCUGGACCGGGCCGAGCAGCUGAAGGAGUACCUGAAGAAGAAGGAGCACCAUUGUCCUGCCAAACCUGCCAAGGAGUCGGAUGGCAAAGGCAAUGAAAGUGACGAGGGUGACGAUUCAGAGAAGAAGAAGUUCCAGAAUCAGCUGUCAGGCGCCAUAGUGAUGGAAAAGCCAAACAUUAAGUGGAGUGAUGUCGCCGGGCUUGAAGGAGCAAAAGAGGCGCUCAAGGAGGCAGUCAUCUUGCCAAUCAAGUUCCCUCAUCUCUUCACUGGAAAAAGAACUCCUUGGCGUGGGAUUCUGCUGUUUGGCCCUCCAGGAACAGGAAAGUCCUACCUGGCCAAGGCGGUGGCCACCGAAGCCAGCAAUUCCACCUUCUUCUCCAUCUCCUCCUCAGACCUGGUGUCCAAGUGGCUGGGAGAAAGUGAAAAGUUGGUGAAGAACCUCUUCUCUCUGGCCAGAGAACACAAACCUUCCAUCAUUUUCAUCGACGAGAUCGACUCGUUGUGUGGCUCCAGGAGCGAGAACGAGAGUGAAGCGGCACGCAGGAUCAAGACGGAGUUCCUCGUCCAGAUGCAGGGUGUUGGGAAUGACAAUGAGGGAAUCCUGGUCCUGGGGGCAACAAAUAUCCCAUGGACUUUGGACUCUGCCAUCAGGAGAAGGUUUGAAAAGCGCAUAUACAUUCCUCUGCCGGAACAGGCGGCCCGCUCCUUCAUGUUUAAGCUUCACCUGGGCUCUACGCCCAACAAACUGACUGAGGCCGACUACACCACGCUGGGCAAAAAGACGGAGGGCUACUCGGGGGCCGACGUCAGCAUCAUCGUCAGAGACGCCCUCAUGCAGCCUGUCAGGAAGGUUCAGUCCGCCACUCACUUCAAGAAGGUUCAAGGCUCAUCGUGGAACAAUCCCGACGUCAUCAUGGACGACCUCCUCACUCCGUGCUCACCGGGCGACCCUGGGGCCAUAGCCAUGACGUGGAUGGACGUCCCCGGGGAGAAACUUCUAGAACCUGUGGUUUCCAUGACUGACAUGCUGAGGUCGCUGUCCAACACCAAGCCCACUGUCAAUGAUCAGGACCUGGACAAGCUGAAGAAGUUCACUGAGGAUUUUGGUCAAGAAGGCUGAUGACUGCUCGCAAAUGCAACAAAUCAGAGGUCAAACACACAAUGAGUGCAAGUUACAUUAAGAUGGGAAGGGUAGGACUUUUUCCACUACUAUAAAACACUGUAAUUAUGGAUCAGAUAUUCGUGCUUAUGUUUACAACACUUUACCCAGGACCCAUACUAUAAUAACAUGAUUCUUUGCUUUAAAAAAUCAUAUUUGGAGUUGUAAGAUGCCUUAAAGUGCAAUAUGAUUAAUUUAUUUUAUGAAUAUUUGUAUUUAUUCGUAUUUCUCUUUAGCUUUACCUUGAGUUUUUUUCCCCCUUCAGUUUUCUUGAGCUUGGGAAACUUGCUUUUUUUGCCCCUUUCUUUCUCACGUUAUACCGAUGGACCAAGAGAUGGCGGUAAUGUGCCUUAACACUGAAUCACUCCUUUCUUACAAAGCAUACCGUAUUUUCAGAGCGCUAGAUUUAAAAGAAAGCUCAACCUGCAUAGUCAAAUAUUCUUGCAUCCAAAAGUUGUCUAAUAUAUGUAAUUUAACACUUGCACUUUUGUGUCCUGUAUGUGAUGUGUUCUGUGAACAGAGGUCUAAAAUAAAACACAUGCAGUCACUCAUCAUAUUGUGAAUACAUUUAAUUGUUAAAAUACAUCUCUCGGCUAAAAGCAUCAAAUUUUAUAUUAAUUUAUUAAUUAACUAGCACACUUAGCUUGACAACAUCAUACAUUUUGGAAAUAACAUCCUUCAUUUUCACACAUCUCUAUUAGUGAUGUUAAGCAAUAUUUGUUAAGAUGGCAGGCCACAAUGUUUCCUACUGAGGAUUCGCAACAAUUUGAAAUGGUAUAAAUUAAGUCAAAGGGCAUGGUAUCAGCAUGAAAAGAAAUGUAACUGGAUCUCCACAGAUAUCAGCAUGAAAUGAAAUAAGCUGCCAUUUCGCAGCUGCCAAUGUAAAACCAAACACAUUUUUGUGUGCGUUGCUAAACAAGCGUCCCUUUUUCCAUAUCCAGAGACUCUCAUCAAGCAAAAUGCUACACUAAUAAUGAAAAUUAUUGCUGCAUUGAUGUCCUCACCUGAUGCCUUUGCAUCUAAUAGCCUGUGAAACCGAAGACCUUACGAUACAAAAAAAAUCUAAAUACAUGAGGAAAACAAGACAUGCAUGGAUGUAGAUGACCACUAUGUAUCCCACCGGGCAUCUUUUGGAUUUUUUUUUUCCCUCUUCUUUCUUUGGAUGAAAGCACAAUUGGAGUAUAGUUGCUAUACCUAUCAGGGUGGGACACAUUAACAAAAUACUGUCAAACAAAAAAAUGAUAUGGCUUUAAGAUGAAGGCAUGUGUACAAAAUGUCAUUUACAGUUAUUCUUAAAGUAAAUAUAUUAUUUGCCACACAAGGCUUUGGAGAAAGUGCUCAAGUUGAAUAUUUUAGGAUACAUGGAAAGUGUGUCACCAUCCCGCCAUGCUUCACAGAGAGGAGUUUGUAUUCUGAAUAAAAGGUGUGUAGGGUGGGUGUGUUGUUGCUGUAGUAGAUAGAUGUACAAGAACGCGCACACACUUAGAAGACGGAGAAGAGCGACCCCAGUGCCAGACCAGUGGCCGCACCCGCCAGCAUGCCCAUGGCCAUGUCGCCGCCAUUAUCGCGCUGGCGCUCCUGAAUGACCACGUGGUUGACUCCGCCAGAAGGGUAGCCACCUAGACGGAAGACAAAAUCCAUAAAUCAGAUCAUAUUCAAACAAGGUCGCAAAAUUUGGAGCCCCUUUUCCUCCUGAAAAUGAUGCUGUAAAAUAUUUGAUUUUGGGGGUUUUUCUGAUGCCACCACAGAAGGGUACCAGUGGUGGCAACCACAUAACAGAAGUGUGACCUAGCGGUUGUGUAGCACAGAAUCUCUGUCCAUGCUACUCAGUACAAUAUGGCAACAGUCAGUCUACAAUAACAACUAGGAAGGCACUCAGUAGAGCACAAAAGUGGAAAGAUUGAGGAAAAAAGUGUGCCGAUACCCACAAUGAGCUAGAGCAAUGAGCUAGGCAGUAAGGUCAGAGUCCUUUUCUGUAGCUGGUCCCAGGCUUUGGAACGUCUUCCCUGUUGAUUUGCGGACCAUCACAGACUUGCAUUCGUUUAAAGAAAAACGUAAGACUAAUUUGUUCUGAACUGCAUUUGGCACAUAAGAGCAUGGGGACACUUAUUUAUUUUGUAUUCUUUUAACACAUUUUAUUUAUUGUUUUAUUCUAUUUUUUUUAUUUAUAUUAUUAUUAUUACUAUUUAUAUUUUGCUGUUUUUCCUUGCACUGUUGUCCAGCACUUUGGUUCAGUUACAGCUGAUGUAAGGGGCUAUAUAAAAAAAGUUUGAUUGAUUUAUUGAUAAACCAGUUAUGUUUUAACGGGGCAAUCACUUUU
Molecule: messenger RNA, 4287 nt
Organism: Dunckerocampus dactyliophorus (ringed pipefish)
Lineage: Eukaryota; Metazoa; Chordata; Actinopteri; Syngnathiformes; Syngnathidae
Product: vacuolar protein sorting-associated protein 4B-like
Exons: 11
Coding region: 621-1928 (435 amino acids)
Biological process (GO): vacuole organization; endosomal transport
Molecular function (GO): ATP hydrolysis activity; ATP binding
Source: RefSeq, a predicted model, not a curated record